Messenger RNA from Labrus mixtus (cuckoo wrasse), 1286 nucleotides. Its product is annotated as leucine-rich repeat-containing protein 19-like. NCBI's taxonomy places the organism in Eukaryota, Metazoa, Chordata, Actinopteri, Labriformes, Labridae. The record is from RefSeq and is a predicted model, not a curated record. The coding region runs from base 169 to 735 and encodes 188 amino acids. The transcript is spliced from 3 exons.
GCAAGUAGGGUUGUAUUAUGGCAUGUCCUGCAACCUUUGCCCAACAAGUCUCUUAAUUUUUACCAGAAGGAGCUGAAGAGGAAACAAAAACAGCAGAAGAAGUCAGGUGAAGGAGACAUACAUCUGAUUACUUAAAGUUCUUAAAAGAUCUUCCCUCAGCACACAAAGAUGGGACAGUGGAGCUAUAUCCUCUUUGUGGUGUUUUCACUUUGUGGAGCUUUUAUCAGAGAAUCACAUCAGGCCGCUGUAUUUGAUGUUGGGGGACACAACAAGCCCCAGAGACAUCUUCUCAUGGAAGAAAACAAUCUAACCACUCCUAACGGUACUCAUCGUCUGAGGGCGUCAGAUAAAGACGUAGUACCUCCAAAGUCUCUGGAGUGGUCCUAUCUGGCAGCAGGACUCGGCACUGUCCUUACUGUCUCUCUCUUCAUUGUGAUGACGGUAAAGUUGCGCCUCUUCCAUCGCUUUCUGGCAAGCUACAGGCACUCUCUGCUCCAAGAGUCAGACGGAGUCAGUCAGUACGGACAGGAGGCGUCGUUUCCCAACAGUGUGAUGGGGAGAAUGGCCGGGACUGGAGGGACUCUCGGAGGACUGGAUGAGGAUGAUGACGGGUUCAUUGAGGAUAACUACAUCCAGACCAGUGAGAAAGACAGAGCAGAGAGAGAAAUAAAGGAAGAGGAGGGGGAGGAAGAUAUGGAGGACAGCGACGAUGAUCUUGAGUUCACUAUCGGGUGAUAUCAGAAAAAAGAAGAUUCCAGCAAAACAAUAUUUCCAUAGCUGAUACUAAAUGAGACUUUAAAGAAGACCUUGAUUGACAAUCAGCAUUUAGCAAUGAUUUCAAAUGCCUCUAGCUCUGGCCUCUUCAAAUAUAUCAAUAGGCCUUUUUCACUUAAGUGGAACUGUUUCAUGAAACAGUCAGCUUCUUUUUUCUUGUAUUCACACCUUAAGAGCAAUCACAAGUUUUUUUAGAAAUCAACUGACAAAGACUUUUCAAGCUCACACUUCAGAGUAGGUAUAAGCAAAAGUGAAACCUUGAUUGGCACACGAGCACGAUGAAAUAUCAGUAACAACAAUCUUGUAAAACCAGUAUAGCAGUUUGUAAUGUUAGCAUUUAAAAAAUGGCCAAAAUAUGGCAACUGUAAUCUAAUAGUGCUUACUCUCUAUUCCCUGCUAGUUGUACCAUGCAUAAUUGCUGUCAAAACCAAAGUUUUUCAAUUAAAGUUAAAUGAAGGAAAAUGAAGAAGUGAAAAAGAAAGAGGAAAAUAAAAAUGAGAGCUGGUUGGAGA